This is a messenger RNA of Maylandia zebra (zebra mbuna), 2222 nucleotides long. It is a transcript of the gene cldnd1b, whose product is annotated as claudin domain containing 1b. NCBI's taxonomy places the organism in Eukaryota, Metazoa, Chordata, Actinopteri, Cichliformes, Cichlidae. Gene Ontology annotation, cellular component: membrane. The record is from RefSeq and is a predicted model, not a curated record.
UGGCCAUAAUGCACAAACUCAUUCCAUCAAACGAAGAAGAAAAAACAGGCGAAGAAGAAGGCGGUGGUCAGCUACAAAUUGAUAGAGCAGAGAAGAUAAGAUAAGGCUAUAACUGGAAGGUUUUGGCCAAUAAUGAGGCUGUGAACGCUUCUGUGGACCUAAUCGAAACUGCAGCAAACAUGCAGCUUAACUGAAGAAAGCACAAUGCUCGGAUACUGUGACACUUCCAGUGCCUACUGACCACAUGCCGUGGAGCCAAAGCAACAAGCCGACAACUAAUUGUUAGCCUUCCAUCUCAGGAAGCCAAACCUCAUUUGACACUGCAGACUGUGUUUGUUCUCCUAAGGAGCUGUCUUCUUCUCUACCAUGGUGGAUAACCGGUACGCCACAGCUCUGGUUAUCGGCUCCGUGCUGAGCCUGCUGGCCACAGUGUACCUCUCCGUGGCUGUGGGGACUCAGCACUGGUAUGAGUACAAUACCCCAGAAGUUAAUAAUACAACGCACAGCGAACCCGUAUACCCCAACGGCACUCGGGCACUAUGGUGGAGGUGUAUCCUGGUAGCCAGCCCCUCAUACUGGUUCAAAUCUCCAGAUCGGAAGAUGGAAACCCGCUGUUCAAGCUUUAGUCUUUCUGAUCAGUUAGGUACAAAGUAUAAACCUGGAAAUGAGGAAGAAGAAGACCUGCUAAGAACAUACUUGUGGAGGUGCCAGUUUCUGCUGCCCUUGGUGUCUCUGGCACUGGUGUUCCUCAGUGUCCUCGUUGGGGUCUGUGCCUGCUUGUGCCGCAGCUUUACCCCGACCUUCUGUGUGGGAGUGCUCCAUCUUCUUGCAGGUCUGUGUUCUCUGGGCACCGUCUGCUGUUUCCUGGCCGGGGUGGAUUUGGUCCACCAGAAUUUCCCUCUGCCUGAUGGGGUGGAGGGCACUUUGGGCUGGUCUCUUUACCUUGCCCUCAUAUCCUUCCCUCUGCAGAUGAUGGCAGCUGCUCUGUUCCUGUGGGCGGCCAAAAGUCACCGCAAAAAUUACACUCGCAUGACCGCUUACAGGGUAGCGUAAAAGAGAGACUGACAAUCAUACAGUUUAAGACAGCUUACGGGUUUCAUUACAUCCUCAGAAAAUGGUUUCCUGUUAGGAGAGGAUGUAACUAGGAUAAAGGGUGCUUUUCACUUCAUCUGUAACAGAAUUUUCAUACUUAAAAAAAGGAAAAAAAAAAUUUACAGUAUCUCAGACCUGUAGAAAGGAGUGUUGGUUUAAUACCAUUUGAGUUAUUUAACCAGUGCUUUUUCUUGCAUUUCUAACCUGUGUUUUACCCAAAGCAUGUUCUUAAUGGUUUUAAUCUUUAAGGGUUGCAGAUCACUUACUAUUUCUGGUGUAAACCAUGUUUUUUUGUGCAUUAUUUUAUUGCCUUCUUUUUGGUUGCCAUUUUCUUCUGAAGCUGCUCACCACAUUGCCCUUAACUUCACACCUGGAGUUAUCCAGGACAUGGUAGCUUUCUCUGUGCAUGAAAAAAUAUUAAACAAGAGUUUAUUUUAUUUUAUUUGUUUUACUUUUUUUUUUUUUCUGCAGUUCUGUUUUUACAUAAUUUAAAAUAUCCAGCCUGUGCAUGCCUUUUCAUCAUCGUCUGUGGUGAUUGUUCAUUUCAGCCUGUGGUAUUUUCUAAGUGUCAUCACAAAUGUGACCACUCAUCUGUCGCCUGUGUUUGUAGAUGUAUUAAUUUAGUUAGUUUGAAUAUUUAAAAAGACAAACAAAAAAGCUAAAGUGAUGCCACACAAACCUGUGACCUUAAGCCCCAAAUGAUCUGCUAUACUGCCAUUUUACACAGGGUUUGCUGCUCAACACCACCUCAAUGUUUGCAGGCUGGAGUUUAAGUCGGUUCUCCCAUCCUUUCAAACAGUUACUUGUCUGACGGCUUUGGUAAGCUUUCAGAUGUUUACUGUUGAUACAGUAUGUCAGCGUUUCAGUGUGACUUUUUAAAAUAACAAUCAAAUUUUCCAAAAAGUUCAAAUCCUCUUGAAUCUGUGACCAUUUACACAUUUUUGUGUGUACAAAAGUCCAAAAUGAGUAAUAUGUCAGCACUGAACAAAACAAACUGUAAUGUUUUGUGUCAGAAUGAUUUGUUACAUGUCUGACGUGUAUACACUCUGGCUUUUUGUAAAUGUUUUUAUGUAUCCAGAAGCACACUGUACUGAUUAUGUCUUAAUAAAUUUGGCAUUUGCUGACUUUUA